AUGGAACAGUUCUAUUCGACUACAGUUAGUAGCAAAAUAGAAGAGAGGGAAGGUAACCUUUUCGACGCUCCAGAUGGAGCAGCCUUGAUCCAUGCCUGUAACUGUCAAGGUUGCUGGAGUGCUGGUAUUGCCAGAGUAUUUAGAACCAAGUAUCCUGCUGCAUAUGCCAUCUACAAAACACACUGCGAGAAGCUGAUGAGGUCUCCCAAAAUCACCACCGCCCCUCCUGCCAGCGGUGGAAUGAGGCCCGAUGACGAUAACCUGAGAACCCGAACACUUCUGUCGCCUGAGGGGACUACGCUCAUCAUCCCGCCUCAGGAAAAGGAUUACGCAGGACAUCGCGGCACCAAGAAGCACUGGAUCGUUUGUCUUUUUACUUCGCGCAAGUUCGGAAGGAAAGCUAGUCCUCCUGACGUCAUUCUCGCGAACACCGAGCUUGCUGUUAUGGAUAUGAAGCGGCAGCUUGAGGAGCUUCGGAUCGAUGAGUCGGUUGAAGUGCCGAUCAGUGGACUUUGGUCGUGUCGAUUUAACUCGGGGCUUUUUCGGGUUGACUGGAGUCUGUCGCGUAAAAUCUUGGAGAAUGCAGGAUUGGAUGUUGUUGUUGUUCGUCCUGAAGGCGAGGAAUGA
Molecule: messenger RNA, 627 nt
Organism: Aspergillus melleus
Lineage: Eukaryota; Fungi; Ascomycota; Eurotiomycetes; Eurotiales; Aspergillaceae
Gene: POA1
Product: ADP-ribose 1''-phosphate phosphatase
Exons: 3
Coding region: 1-627 (208 amino acids)
Biological process (GO): peptidyl-glutamate ADP-deribosylation
Source: RefSeq, a predicted model, not a curated record